Octodon degus (degu) is the source of this 6975-nucleotide messenger RNA. It is a transcript of the gene Robo1, whose product is annotated as roundabout guidance receptor 1. The transcript has 30 exons. The coding region runs from base 494 to 5341 and encodes 1615 amino acids. Lineage: Eukaryota; Metazoa; Chordata; Mammalia; Rodentia; Octodontidae. Gene Ontology annotation, cellular component: axon; plasma membrane. Gene Ontology annotation, molecular function: axon guidance receptor activity; protein binding. Gene Ontology annotation, biological process: cell-cell adhesion; axon midline choice point recognition; axon guidance. The record is from RefSeq and is a predicted model, not a curated record.
CUGCCCUGACCGCCGCGGUGCGCGCCCCCCCCGCGCUCGCUCGCAGACGCAGACGCACUUUCUGGCCCUGCGCCACCCGGUCUCGCACCCCAACUUUGCGGCCGCCGCGCCUGCCCUCGCGCACGGUGUGGGGACCGCGCAGCCGGCUCGGCCGGACAGUGGAGCCUGGGAAAGGCUCCGCGGCGCCUCGCUCCGGCUCUUUGUUGUGCGUCCGGAUGGUCCUGGGAAGUGGCUGAGCCUCCUCCUCCGAGACCCUGGGACCGGAGACCCCCAGCCGCGGAAUUCGUCCUCCGCAAAGGGCUCCAAGAUAUUGACAAGCGUCCGGGAAGGUCGCCGAGUAACUGCCCAGAAACUCUCCUGGCGGAUUGACACACGUUGCUUAUAUUAAGCCUUUGUGUGGAGGGUGUGGGGUGUGUGGCUUCAUCCAUUUGGGAACCCCGUUUCUGCUCCCUUCUCUUGGCAUGAGACUGCAUGCAGGAGCCACCCGAGGACAAUGAUCGCGGAGCCUGCUCACUUUUACCUCUUUGGAUUCAUAUGUCUCUGCUCAGGCUCCCGUCUUCGUCAGGAAGAUUUUCCGCCGCGCAUUGUUGAACACCCUUCCGACCUAAUCGUCUCAAAAGGAGAACCUGCAACUCUGAACUGCAAAGCUGAGGGCCGCCCCACUCCCACCAUCGAAUGGUACAAAGGAGGGGAGAGAGUGGAGACGGACAAAGAUGACCCGCGCUCGCACCGCAUGCUGUUGCCCAGUGGAUCUUUAUUUUUCUUGCGUAUAGUGCAUGGCCGGAAGAGCAGGCCUGAUGAGGGAGUCUAUGUCUGUGUAGCAAGGAAUUACCUCGGAGAGGCCGUGAGCCGCAACGCUUCGCUGGAGGUAGCUAUACUGCGAGAUGACUUCAGACAGAACCCUUCAGAUGUCAUGGUGGCUGUUGGGGAGCCUGCAGUAAUGGAGUGCCAGCCCCCGCGAGGCCAUCCGGAGCCUACCAUUUCCUGGAAGAAGGACGGCUCUCCACUGGACGAUAAAGAUGAAAGGAUAACUAUCCGAGGAGGCAAGCUCAUGAUAACGUACACCCGUAAGAUCGAUGCUGGCAAAUACGUCUGUGUUGGCACCAACAUGGUCGGGGAACGCGAGAGCGAAGUAGCUGAGCUAACUGUUUUGGAGAGACCAUCAUUUGUGAAGAGACCUAGUAAUUUGGCAGUAACUGUGGAUGACAGUGCUGAAUUUAAAUGCGAGGCGCGAGGAGACCCUGUGCCUACGGUGAGGUGGAGGAAGGACGAUGGCGAGCUGCCUAAAUCCAGAUAUGAAAUACGAGAUGACCAUACCUUGAAAAUUCGGAAGGUGACAGCUGGUGACAUGGGAUCUUAUACUUGUGUUGCGGAGAACAUGGUUGGAAAGGCUGAAGCAUCAGCUACUCUGACUGUCCAAGUUGGGUCUGAGCCGCCUCACUUUGUGGUGAAACCCCGUGACCAGGUUGUCGCCUUGGGUCGGACUGUGACCUUUCAGUGUGAAGCAACUGGAAACCCUCAGCCUGCCAUUUUUUGGAGGAGAGAAGGGAGUCAGAACCUGCUUUUCUCGUACCAACCUCCACAGUCCUCCAGCCGCUUUUCUGUCUCCCAGACUGGCGACCUCACUAUCACCAACGUCCAGCGGUCUGAUGUUGGCUACUACAUCUGCCAGACUUUAAAUGUCGCCGGAAGUAUCAUCACUAAAGCGUACUUGGAAGUUACUGAUGUGAUUGCAGACCGGCCUCCCCCAGUCAUUCGCCAAGGUCCUGUGAAUCAGACGGUAGCAGUGGAUGGCACCUUAGUGCUCAGCUGUGUGGCCUCAGGCAGCCCGGUGCCCACAAUUCUGUGGAGAAAGGACGGAGUUCUCGUUUCGACCCAAGAUUCGCGUAUCAAACAGCUGGAGUCUGGAGUGCUGCAGAUCCGAUAUGCUAAGCUGGGUGACACUGGUCGGUACACCUGCACUGCAUCCACCCCCAGCGGGGAGGCCACGUGGAGUGCUUACAUUGAAGUUCAGGAAUUUGGAGUUCCUGUUCAGCCUCCCAGGCCCACCGACCCAAACUUAAUCCCUAGUGCACCCUCAAAACCGGAAGUUACGGAUGUUAGCAGAAAUACUGUGACUCUGGCGUGGCAGCCGAACUUGAAUUCAGGAGCUACUCCCACGUCGUAUAUCAUAGAGGCCUUCAGCCAUGCAUCUGGCAGCAGCUGGCAGACUGUGGCAGAGAAUGUGAAAACAGAAACAUUUGCCAUUAAGGGACUGAAACCUAACGCAAUUUACCUUUUCCUCGUGAGGGCAGCUAACGCAUAUGGAAUUAGUGAUCCAAGCCAAAUAUCAGAUCCAGUGAAAACACAAGAUGUCCCGCCAACAAGUCAGGGGGUGGACCACAAGCAAGUGCAGAGGGAGCUGGGCAAUGUCGUCCUGCACCUGCACAACCCGACCAUCCUUUCUUCCUCCUCAAUUGAAGUGCAUUGGACGGUCGACCAGCAGUCCCAGUAUAUCCAAGGCUAUAAAAUUCUCUACCGGCCAUCUGGAGCUAGCCACGGGGAAUCGGAGUGGUUAGUUUUUGAAGUGAGGGCCUCAACCAAAAACAGUGUGGUUCUGCCUGAUCUCAGGAAGGGGGUCAACUACGAAAUCAAGGCACGCCCUUUUUUUAAUGAAUUUCAAGGAGCAGAUAGUGAGAUCAAGUUUGCUAAAACCUUAGAAGAAGCACCAAGUGCCCCACCCCGAAGUGUGACUGUAUCCAAGAAUGACGGAAAUGGAACUGCCAUUCUUGUCAGCUGGCAGCCGCCCCCGGAGGACACGCAGAAUGGAAUGGUCCAGGAGUACAAGGUUUGGUGUCUGGGCAACGAGACUCGGUACCAUAUCAACAAGAGUGUAGACGGCUCCACCUUCUCUGUAGUCAUCCCCUCUCUGGUUCCUGGAAUCCGGUACAGCGUGGAGGUGGCAGCCAGCACCGGGGCCGGCGCGGGGGUGAAGAGUGAGCCUCAGUUUAUCCAGUUAGAUUCUCAUGGGAAUCCUGUGUCUCCGGAAGACCAAGUCAGCCUGGCUCAGCAGAUCUCAGACGUGGUAAAGCAGCCGGCCUUCAUCGCCGGGAUUGGAGCCGCCUGCUGGAUCAUCCUCAUGGUCUUCAGCAUCUGGCUGUACCGACACAGGAAGAAGAGGAACGGCCUCACAAGUACUUAUGCGGGCAUCCGAAAAGUCCCGUCCUUUACCUUCACACCAACAGUAACUUACCAGCGAGGCGGCGAAGCUGUGAGCAGCGGAGGGAGGCCGGGACUUCUCAACAUUAGCGAGCCUGCGGCGCAGCCCUGGCUGGCAGACACGUGGCCCAACACAGGCAACAGUCACAACGACUGCUCCAUCAACUGCUGCACGGCAGGCAAUGGGAACAGCGACAGCAACCUGACCACCUACAGCCGACCAGCUGAUUGUAUAGCAAAUUAUAACAACCAACUGGAUAACAAACAAACAAAUCUGAUGCUCCCUGAGUCAACUGUUUAUGGUGAUGUGGACCUUAGUAACAAAAUCAAUGAGAUGAAAACCUUCAAUAGCCCAAAUCUGAAGGACGGGCGUUUUGUCAAUCCAUCAGGGCAGCCCACUCCUUACGCCACCACCCAGCUCAUCCAGUCAAACCUCAGCAACAACAUGAACAGUGGCAGCGGGGACUGCAGUGAGAAGCACUGGAAAGCACCCGGUCCGCAGAAACAAGAAGCGGCACCCACUCAGUACAACAUCAUGGAGCAGAACAAGCUGAACAAAGAUUAUCGAGCAAAUGACACGAUUCCUCCGACGAUCCCAUACAACCAAUCAUAUGACCAGAAUACAGGAGGGUCCUAUAACAGUUCAGAUCGGGGCAGCAGUACAUCUGGGAGUCACGGGCACAAGAAAGGGGCACGGACACCCAAGGCGCCGAAGCAGGGGGGCAUGAGCUGGGCCGACCUGCUGCCCCCGCCCCCAGCACACCCCCCUCCUCACAGCCACAGUGAAGAGUGCAGCAUUUCUGUAGAUGAAAGCUAUGACCAAGAAAUGCCAUGCCCUGUACCACCAGCACGGAUGUAUUUGCAGCAGGAUGAAUUAGAGGAGGAGGAGGAGGAAAGGGGCCCCACACCCCCCGUGCGGGGAGCAGCGUCUUCCCCGGCUGCCGUGUCCUACAGCCAUCAGUCCACGGCCACUCUGACGCCCUCCCCGCAGGAGGAACUCCAGCCCAUGCUUCAGGACUGCCCCGAGGAGGCGAGCCACGUGCAGCAUCACCCAGACAGGAGACGGCAGCCAGUGAGUCCUCCUCCACCACCUCGACCAAUCUCCCCUCCACACACCUAUGGCUACAUUUCAGGACCCCUGGUCUCAGAUAUGGAUACUGAUGCACCAGAAGAGGAAGAAGAUGAAGCUGACAUGGAAGUUGCUAAAAUGCAAACUAGAAGGCUUUUGUUACGUGGGCUUGAGCAGACCCCUGCGUCAAGCGUUGGGGACCUUGAGAGCUCUGUCACUGGGUCCAUGAUCAACGGCUGGGGCUCGGCCUCCGAGGAGGACAACAUUUCCAGUGGUCGUUCCAGUGUUAGUUCUUCUGAUGGCUCCUUCUUCACUGAUGCUGAUUUUGCCCAGGCAGUGGCAGCCGCUGCAGAGUAUGCUGGUCUGAAAGUGGCAAGACGUCAGAUGCAGGACCCUGCUGGCCGACGACACUUCCACGCGGCUCAGUGCCCUCGGCCCACAAGUCCUGUAUCUACAGAUAGCAGCAUGAGCGCCGCAGUGGUGCAGAAAGCCCGACCAGCCAAGAAACAAAAACACCAGCCGGGACACCUGCGCCGAGAGGCCUACCCAGAGGAUCUUCCACCGCCUCCUGUGCCACCACCUUCUAUUAAAUCACCCACCAUCCAGUCCAAGGCCCAGCUGGAGGUACGCCCUGUAGUGGUGCCCAAACUCCCUUCAAUAGAAGCCAGAACAGAUAGAUCGUCAGAUAGAAAGGGAGGCAACUACAAGGGCAGAGAAGCACUGGAUGGAAGACAAGUUGGCGACCCGAGAACAAAUCCAGGUGAUGCCAGAGAAGCACAGGAGCAGCAAAAUGAUGGGAAAGGACGCGGCAGCAAGGUGGCCAAGCGCGACCUUCCCCCAACAAAGGCGCAUCUCAUCCAAGAGGAUAUUCUACCUUACUGCAGACCUACUUUCCCAACGUCCAAUAAUCCCAGAGAUCCCAGCUCCUCCAGCUCAAUGUCAUCGAGAGGAUCAGGAAGCAGACAAAGGGAACAAGCCAAUGUAGGUCGAAGAAAUAUUGCAGAAAUGCAAGUACUUGGAGGAUAUGAAAGAGGAGAAGAUAAUAAUGAAGAAGUAGAGGAAACUGAAAGCUGAAGACAAGCAGAGAGGCUCUGGAGACCUAAUGUGAAAAUUAUCACUCAAGCAGCCUCAUGUCUGAGGACGCGUGACGCCAGAUAAGAUGUUCAGUGCAAUCAGAAUGUACAAAUUGUCGUUUUUAUUCCUCUUAUUGGGAUACCAUUUAAAAAAAAUUAUUGUUUUCAUUGUUUGGUCCUUAACCCUAGGAGGAACCUCUCUCUUCCCCUUGCUUUUGGAAUGUUUUCGCUUCCAGCAAAGGAAGUGUAUUGGCAUCUUGUUCCGUCAGCCAGCGAGAAAGAACAGGACGGUGCUUUUGCAUUUGGCCCCUGAGAUAUAGCACUGCACUGCUUGUUUUCAAAGUCAGUUUAUAGUAAAACAUUGAUCAGAUGUACAAGUCUGAUCAAUCAACCUCAUGCCAAGGGCUCUCAAAGUAUAAUCUUUCUAUAACCAACUGCUAAUGCAAAUUAAAGCAUACUUCAUUUUAACAUGAUUUUAAAAUGAGUUGUUUCAUACCACCCAUUGCUGGGAGAAUCCACAAAAACAUAGCAAACACAGAACUACAUGCAAUUUGAAUGGGGUAAAACCAUUGUAAAUAUAUGCUCUUUGCAAACUCUGGUGGUACUUUAUUUUGUCUUCAUUCCAAUCAUUGAAGUAUAUUCUUACUGGAAGUGUACUUUUGAAUACAUAGGGCUAAGCCAGUUGGAUCUCUGGUUAGUCAUUGUCACAAGUAAGCCUAGCAAAAACGUUGUUCUAUUUUUCAAUCAAAAAGCAAUUAUAAAUACAUAUUGCAAACAAAUAGAUGUUUUUAAUGACCAAUUGAAUAAGGACAUCCCUAUCUUAACUGGCCUAAAUUUCUUCUGGUAGUGUCAGUUCAACUUUCAGAAGUGCCACUUAAGGAAGUUUGUUUGAUUUUUGUUUUUGUAAUGCACUGUUUUUAAUCUUUUUUUUUUUUUUUUUUGGUUUUAAAAGCACAAUCACUAAACUUUAUUUGUAAACCAUUGUAACUAUUAACCUUUUUUGUCUUAUUGAAAAAAUGUUGAGAAGCGUUUUUAACCUGUUUUGUUAAUGCUCUAUGUUUGUAUUUGGAAUAUUUGAAUGACAUCAGAUGGUGAAGUAACGUGAAGAUUUAUUGUGGGCUAUGAUGAGAUGGUUCAUGCUUUUCCUGGACUUAAAGAAAAAACUGGUUUAAGUUUGUUGUGACCAAUCUUGAAACCUACAAGAUAUCCUUAUAAGCUAAAAUAGAGGCAUUACUUGCAUUGAAUUGCCAAAUGAUGCCUUCUGACUGUAGAUUUUAUGAUCCUUUUUUGUCAUUAUAUACAUUUAAUUGACUUUAUAAUUGGUGCUAUUUGAAGAAAAAUGUACAUUUAGUCAUAUACAGGUAUUAGGCCUGACCCCAUGGGAAAACAAAGCCAAACAAAACUGAACCAGAAAAAAGCCUAUGCUCACCAAUAACUAAAUGUGUUCACUUAGAUAAUUUGAAAGAAUUCCAUAGAAAGGGUGUGCAAGCUAAGGGAACAAUCCAUGUGAUUAAUGUUUUCAUUAUGUUCAUGUAAGAAGCCUCUUAUUUUUAGCCAUAAUUUUGCAUACUGAAAAUCCAAUAAUCAGAAAAGUAAUUUUGUCACAUUAUUUAUUAAAAAUGUUCUCAAAUACAU